Oncorhynchus mykiss (rainbow trout) is the source of this 324-nucleotide messenger RNA. NCBI's taxonomy places the organism in Eukaryota, Metazoa, Chordata, Actinopteri, Salmoniformes, Salmonidae. The record is from RefSeq and is a predicted model, not a curated record.
AUGGAGGGGUUCCUGGACGGGUACAUGGAGAGCUGUAUAAAAGCGUAUCUGGAGAGGUACAUGGAGGGGUACAUGGAGGGGUUCCUGGACGGGUACAUGGAGAGCUGUAUAAAAGCGUAUCUGGAGAGGUACAUGGAGGGGUACAUGGAUGGAUAUUUAGAAGGGUAUCUGGAGGGGUACAUGGAGGGGUACAUGCAAGGGUACAUGGAGGGGUUCCUGGACGGGUACAUGGAGAGCUGUAUAAAAGCGUAUCUGGAGAGGUACAUGGAGGGGUACAUGGAUGGAUAUAUAGAAGGGUAUCUGGAGGGCUCUAUGGAGGGGUAA